Molecule: messenger RNA, 3251 nt
Organism: Puntigrus tetrazona (Sumatra barb)
Lineage: Eukaryota; Metazoa; Chordata; Actinopteri; Cypriniformes; Cyprinidae
Gene: ch25hl1.2
Product: cholesterol 25-hydroxylase like 1, tandem duplicate 2
Exons: 1
Coding region: 988-1818 (276 amino acids)
Biological process (GO): sterol biosynthetic process; cholesterol metabolic process
Molecular function (GO): iron ion binding; steroid hydroxylase activity; C-4 methylsterol oxidase activity
Source: RefSeq, a predicted model, not a curated record
AAUUGGUCCAACCUGACCAGCGCGGAGGAAAGUAACAUGCACCACGUGACACCAUUAGCGCUAUACCUCGGUAUCGUUCUGGAAAAGGUGCGUUUCUUUCUGGGGCUAUGAGGCUGGUCCUGUGGAUGCCAAAGCGGUCUUACACUGCACGAAAUCGAUACAGGAAGUAACGACAGGAACGUCUGGCUCUCUUUUGCUUUACAGGAUCAGUUUUGUGGCCGAAUGUGGGCGGAUGCUCCUCUGUACCAGACUGGCUGCUGUCACUCGAAUGCUGCUGUGUGGGUCUGAUGCGUGACCGUCCACAUUUCUUUCUUUUUCUUUGUGAACUGUACUAUUCUCUCUCUUUCGUUCCGCCUGCAGCUCUCUGAUGAAGAAAGCGGCACUUUUUCCUGUAAUAGCAUCAUCAUCAGUGUAGAGACGGCACGAUUGCUACACCUGCCUGGCCUCAUAAUUAAAUAAUUUACUUCGGAAUAUUAUCAGUGAGACAUUUUAAUAUUCAUUGAUUUCUAAAUACACAUUAAAGAAUUGCAUAUCAUACCUGACCAAUUAGAGACAGCGUAUGGGCCAAAGCCACGCCCGCUAAACGCAAGCUAUGCUAAUCACCAUUCUAUUCGCUGAUUUUUUUUCCGUCGUUUGACUCAGACGCCUUCGACGCCCUCUUGCGUCACGGAGUGAAAAGACAACAGGGCAUGUCCGGACAAGAAAUAAAUGCACAUCCCGACUGUCUCAAACACAGCUUUUAUUUCUAGAAUGCAAAUAAAUAUAUGCAUUGCAUUGUAAAAGUAAUGUGUACAUACACCCCUCAGACGCCUAAAUAAUUAAGAGUCAAAAUAAAGCUAUAAAUAUUUCAGUACAAAGCCAUUAGAUACCAGGCAGGCUACCUGAGCCACAUGGAACAUCAAGGACAGGGGAUCAUUUACAAAGCCAAAUUAUUUUAAGUUGUAUUUGCUGCUUUUAAAACAAGAUAUAGCCGCUCAGUUACCGAAAAUGACACUAGGUCAGGCGUUUGAGGCAAUUUGGAAGACCUUCCAGUCAAAAGACUCAGUUUUGCAGCCUUUGUGGGACUACUUUCGACUGAACCACUCUGAGACUCUUCGGUCUCCUCUCUUUCCUGUGAUUCUGACCGUAGCGUCCUAUUUUGUUCUUUGCCUACCCUACCUAGUCUGCGACAUCAUGGGAAAGAAGUGGCCGGCUAUUAACCGGUACAAGAUCCAGCCCGGCAAGAUGCCCACAACUGCAAUGCUCCUUCACUGCAGCGGAGUGACUCUUUAUAAUCACAUCCUUCUGGUGUUUCCUGCAGCAGUAGCUCAGUGGAUGUGGAGACCUCCUGUUCCCCUUCCUGAACAAGCACCUACAUUGCUGGAGCUUGCAGGUGGGGUGACCGGAAACCUUCUUCUUUUUGACUUGCAGUAUUUUAUCUGGCACUUUUUGCAUCAUAAGAUCCGCUGGCUGUAUGUGACUUUCCAUGCUAUCCACCAUAAUUAUUCGGCCCCGUUUGCUCUGGCCACACAGUGCCUUGGUGGAUGGGAGUUGGUGACGGUGGGCUUCUGGACCACGCUCAACCCCAUUAUGUUCAGGUGUCAUCUGCUCACCACCUGGAUGUUCAUGGUGGUCCACGUCUAUGUGUCGAUAGAAGACCACUGCGGAUAUGAUUUCCCUUGGUCCACGUCUCGUUUGAUCCCAUUUGGUGUUUAUGGAGGUCCGAGCAAGCACGAUGUGCACCACCAGAAACCUAAUACUAACUUUGCGCCCCAUUUUAGCCACUGGGAUAAACUGUUCGGCACUCAUGCUGAUUUCAGCUUUGCUAAAACUCAGUGAUGAACAUACAUGCGUGUAAAUAUUACAUUUGCAUGUUUGGUUACUUCAGGCAGAGCUUAAAUAACGCAGAACUUAUAACUUAAGUUUUUGCUGUGAAUGUACUUUUUUAUAGGAAUAGUAUUAAAAUCGUUAUUUGAGCGCAUGAAAAAUGUCAAGGCAAAUCAUUUAAAAUGAUUAUAGUAUAGGCUAAUUUGCAUAUUGUAGGCAUAGGUAUAAUUAUAAACUACUAAAAACAAGUACAAAUCAGUUGUUUUUUUUCUAGCCUUUUACCAUUGUGAAGGAAAUCAAAUCUUGUAUCUAUUUUAUUUAAAUUGAGAACCAUAUACAGACAAAACUCUACAUUAUACCAGUUUAUUCAAUUAGGAAACAACUUUAGCUUUAUUAUAUUAGCGAUUAAAAUUUAGUUUUACAUAGGCUAUGAUACAUUCACACCGUUUUAAAUUAACAAGAAAAAAUUCAUUUAGUCUAUUAUUUUUAAGCUUGAUUAUUUUCUGACCUUUUAUGAUUUAUCACCGUAGAAGUGAUUUUUCAAAGACUUUUAGAGCAUGUUUUAUAAGAAAAUAUAAUUUCAGUCUUUCUUCUUACAAUUUUGCUUCACUCAAUGUAUUACUUGCUGUUGCUUUGUAAUUAUUGGUGAAAUUGACUAGCAAUUUGUUAAUGUUUUCUUUUAUUGUUACUUUUCUUUUAAUUUCUUUUUUUAGUGAUUGUGGAUUUAUUUGUUUGGUUCCAAACUGUGGCACAACAUAAAAUGUGAGACAAAAUUAUAUUAUAUAUAUAUAUUUAUUUAUUUUUUUCUCUUAAUCUAUGAAACAGGUGUGGAAAGGAAAAUAUGUAAAUUACGAUAUUUCUGAUUAUUUUUGUUCUUCCUACGUAAUAGAAAGACACCAGCCAAGCAUAAAGGCUCAAAAGUGAAUUUUCACAAGAGGAAGUUGUUUUUUUGCAUACGCUUGUGAACUCAAAAAUAGAUCACCGCGGAGUCACAUCUCUGAAUCUCUCUGUCGUGAAUAUUUUCUGUAUUGCUUUUCGAGGCUACAUUUAAUAUCAGAACGUUUGUUGCUUAUUUCAUGGCCUGGUUAACCUUGAAAGCCUGCCUGCAGUCUUCGAUGAGCUCCAGCCAUGUGUUGGGUGUACGCAUAGGCUUGCUAUUGAUCUGAUCGAUCGUGAUUAUGCAAUUCAGUGAUGUAACAGCAGGUGUCAGUAAAGAGAUGACUUGCUUAAAUCCCAUUGUGUAACUAUCUUGCAUGUAACCCUUUACUUUCUAUAUACAAAAAGUGCGCUGUUGUGAACAGCAACAAAAACGGUGUCGUUUUGCAGCUUUAAAAAAAUGGUAGUUAUGGUAAAAUAGUUAUGUAAAAUAGUAUUUUAUGAGGAAAAUGUGAGUGGUGCGAAACGUGUAAUGCUUUGCUGAAACCAGCGCUACUAAUAAAAGCCUA